This is a messenger RNA of Salvelinus fontinalis (brook trout), 6370 nucleotides long. Its product is annotated as potassium/sodium hyperpolarization-activated cyclic nucleotide-gated channel 2-like. Gene Ontology annotation, molecular function: voltage-gated potassium channel activity. Gene Ontology annotation, cellular component: membrane. The record is from RefSeq and is a predicted model, not a curated record. The transcript is spliced from 8 exons. Lineage: Eukaryota; Metazoa; Chordata; Actinopteri; Salmoniformes; Salmonidae. The coding region runs from base 236 to 3457 and encodes 1073 amino acids. Gene Ontology annotation, biological process: transmembrane transport; potassium ion transport.
UUGGAUGUCAUUCGUAAGGAGGAGAGGAGGGCUCUGAGGUUAUAUGUAAUAGGACGGACUCUCCGUUUCACUGUGACAUGAAACGAAUAGCCAGAUUGCAGCCAUAGCAACGCCACUGGUGCUGUAUCCUAAAGUGGUUUCCAUUGGAUACAAUAGGCUGGGGCUGCUUUGAACUCGUCGCCGCCCAGCCACGCAAAGGUUCCCGAAGGCGCGCACUCUAUUCCCGCGCGCUGUCAUGGACGAGGCUGAGGAUGGAGAAGAUGAGUCCAAAUUCCAGCAGCCUCUAUUGUGCGGAACCGGCUCCGUGGGUGGCGGAGGCGAUAGGAACGGUCUAAGUUUGAAGAUGAAGCAAUUUACGCCAGGAGGGGGAGCAUCGUCAACAGCGCGCAAGAACUCCAACAAUGAGCUGUGGUUCAUGCAAGGCGAAGAGUCCGCACCUUGUGCUCCUACAGGCGCCACAACCUGUGCUCUAUUGUGCCAGGGAGAUGCUGCUGCCCGUGGCGGCUCAUACUAUAGGGCAGGAGGGGACUCAGCCACAGGAUCAGCGUUAACCGGGUUGGCUACUUGUUGGACAGGUGAAGUCACUACCGGUGUGAUAUGCAACAACAACGGAGAUUGCAGAAGGGACCCCAACAUUUCAGGUAGCCUGUCCUCCAUUGUCUCUAGGCAGGAGAAACAGACAGGUGGAAUAGUUGCAGCGGACAACGGGAAAAGGCCAACUAGAUGUAAUUCCAGAGUCGCCAGCAUGGACGGUUCGAUCACCUCAGCCGGGUCCUUAGCACAGGGGCAAGGGCCCGAGGUGGCCGGGGCCACAACUACUGGCAAUGAGAAAAAGGACUCCAGAGUUUCCUUCUCAAGUGCCCCUAAUAGAAAAGCAUCGUCCUCUGUGCAGAACCAACAGAACAGGAAUUCUCUCCCAUUUUUUAAAUGUGAGGAUGGACACCAGAUUGUGCCAGAUGAUGGAGAACCGCAGGACAAUCGGACUUAUAUGCAGCGCCAAUUUAGUUCCAUGCUUCAGCCUGGAGUUAAUAAAUUUUCACUGCGUAUGUUUGGGAGCCAAAAAGCGGUGGAAAAGGAACAAGAGCGCGUCCAAUCGGCCGGUAAUUGGAUUAUUCAUCCAUACAGCGAUUUCAGGUUCUACUGGGAUUUCACCAUGCUGAUGUUCAUGGUGGGCAACCUCAUCAUCAUCCCCGUGGGGAUCACCUUCUUCAAGGACGAGACCACCGCGCCCUGGAUCAUCUUCAACGUGGUCUCUGACACCUUCUUCCUCAUGGACCUGGUCCUCAACUUCCGCACAGGCAUUGUAUUUGAGGACAACACCGAGAUCAUCCUGGACCCCAGGAAGAUCAAGAGGACGUACCUAAAGACUUGGUUCUUGGUGGACUUUGUCUCCUCCAUCCCUGUGGAUUAUAUCUUCCUGAUCGUUGAGAAGGGGAUCGACUCUGAGUUGUAUAAGACGGCCAGAGCCCUGAGGAUCCUACGCUUUACCAAGAUCCUCAGUCUGCUGAGGCUGCUCAGGCUGUCCAGGCUCAUCCGCUACAUCCACCAAUGGGAAGAGAUCUUCCAUAUGACCUAUGACCUGGCCAGUGCAGUGAUGCGUAUCUUCAACCUGAUUGGUAUGAUGCUGCUGCUGUGUCACUGGGAUGGUUGUUUGCAGUUCCUGGUUCCCAUGCUGCAGGACUUCCCCCAGGACUGUUGGGUCUCCCUCAACAAGAUGGUGAACGACUCAUGGAGCGAGCUGUACUCCUUUGCCCUGUUCAAGGCCAUGAGUCACAUGCUGUGUAUCGGUUACGGGCGCCAAGCCCCAGAGAGCAUGUCUGAUAUCUGGCUGACCAUGCUCAGUAUGAUCGUGGGCGCCACCUGCUAUGCCAUGUUCAUUGGCCAUGCCACCGCCCUCAUCCAGUCCCUGGACUCAUCCCGGCGCCAGUACCAGGAGAAGUACAAACAAGUGGAACAGUACAUGUCUUUCCACAAACUGCCGGCUGACUUCCGACAGAAAAUCCAUGACUACUACGAACACAGAUACCAGGGCAAGAUGUUUGAUGAGGAGAGCAUCCUGGAGGAGCUUAAUGAACCACUGCGGGAGGAAAUUGUCAACUUCAACUGCCGUAAGCUGGUGGCAUCCAUGCCCCUGUUUGCCAAUGCCGACCCCAACUUUGUGACAGCCAUGUUGACCAAGCUCCGCUUCGAGGUCUUCCAGCCCGGAGAUUACAUCAUCAGGGAGGGCACCAUCGGCAAGAAGAUGUACUUCAUCCAACACGGUGUGACCAGCGUGCUGACCAAAGGAACUAUGGGCAUGAAGCUUUCUGAUGGAUCCUACUUUGGAGAGAUCUGUCUGUUGACCCGAGGCAGACGGACGGCCAGUGUGCGGGCGGACACGUACUGCCGUCUCUACUCCCUGUCUGUGGAUAACUUCAAUGAGGUGCUGGAGGAGUACCCAAUGAUGAGACGAGCCUUCGAGACUGUGGCCAUCGACCGACUGGACCGGAUAGGGAAGAAGAACUCAAUCCUAAUGCACAAGGUUCAGCAUGACCUCAACUCGGGUGUCUUCAACAACCGAGAGAAUGAAAUUAUCCAAGAGAUUGUGAAAUAUGACCGUGAGAUGGUGCAGCAGGUGGACAUGCAGAGGCCUCGUGCCAUGUCCAUGUCCAACCCCCCCACGCACGGGGGCAUCUUCGCUCCUCCAGCCCCACCUCAGAGCUCAGCCAUCGCCACCCUCCAGCAGGCUGUGGCUAUGAGCUUCUGUCCCCCCAUGGCAGGCCCUCUGGUAGGGGCCGGGGCCCUGCAGUCCCCCCGGAUGGUACGGAGGUUCCAGGUGAUGCAGAGCAUGUCAGCCUCCCCUCCUCCCCAGACUGAGCAGACCAUGCAGCCCCAGCUACACGCCGGUGGUGCCUUCGCCUCCGCCCUCUCCAGCCCCCCCAUCCAGAGCCCCCUAGCUGCUGGGGGACGGACAUUCCAGUACGGCCCCUCUUCUGGCUCCCAGCUCUCCCUGGUCCAGCAGAUCGUGCCCAGCCCCCCUCACCGGCCCAACACCCAUAACAGCACCCGCUCUCUGCACAUGGGCAGUCUGAGUCAGGACGCCAGGGCACUGUCUGCCUCUCAGCCCUCUCUGCCCCAAGGAGGGGCUCAACCCGUGGCCCCGAGCCCACCACAGUCCAACCGUGUUUCCUCAACCUCCAUUGGGCCACCUCAGACCCCCCCGGGCUCUGUGGGGCUCAGGAGCGCUGUGACACAUAGGAUGGUGCUGCCCCACCAGAUGUCUGUGGGGGCGUUUCCUCUAGCCUCCCUCCCGGGGACUCUGACAUCGCUGGGGACAGGCAUGGGUGCGGGUAUGGGAGUGGGCAUGGGAGCAGGCUUGGCGCCAGCCCUGCCAGACUCAGGUUUACCCAAAAAGGACUCCAAAGCCAGCCACCCUGAGACAGACCAUGUCAGAUCGAGGCUAUCUUCCAAUUUGUGACCAUUAUUAGAUUUCUGCAGAGCCAGGGGUUUUUGGUUGUGGGAACUGUGGAAGAUUUUGUCCUUCUACCCAAUAAUCUCCCCUCUCCCUGUCACGUGGUUCUGAAUAUGACUAUAAGAAUGUAUGCUGUGGGACCUUGGAGAGGGAGCGGGAGACCGUAGCUGAAAGACAAUGUAUGACUAACAAUAUAGUUAUUAUCAGAGGUGGGAUGUUUCUACUCCACCCACAGACAUAGAUAGUAGAUACCGGCCGUACGUAGUAGUAGUACCUUCUCCCCACAUCUCUCCUUUAUUUACUCUCUUUACUGUAACCAUAUUCAACAUAAAUAGCACGCAUCUCUCACCCAUUAUCUAUAUAGUUGAACAAUACAAACCGGCAGGGACAAGAAGAAAAUCAGGAACCUGCUUCAGAUGACAACGAUGACAACAACGCUUUGCCGAAGUUGUUCUGGGAUUUCCUCUUUUCUCUACGGACUGGUUUUAACAAAAGUUCUACUCAUGUCACUGUAAUAUUGUUUCAGAAAACAAGAAAAUGUUUUUUUUAGACAAUGUCUUAAAUUAUUGCUUUUUUUUUUUACAGGUUGGGCUUAAACAAAAUGUUGCAUUGUAUUAAUGGGAUGAAUAAUAUAUUUCUGAAAAAAAACGAGUGGAUAGAUCAUUUCACUGCCUUGAUUUCAACAUUUCAACAGCUAGUAGGGUGAUUUUUACAUUUCAACAGCUAGGGUGCAAACAUUUGACGCCAUAUCCUUUGUGUGUGUGUGUGUGUGUGUGUGUGUGUGUGUGUGUGUGUGUGUCUCUCUCUCCAUAAGGAAUUCACAUCUAUAAAAUAUAUCUUCCCCCUUUCUCAAAUUGUAUUUGCAGAUGACAGUGUAGGUAUAAUUUCAGUAUUUUUCUUGGAGUCUACAGCCUACAUUUCAUUCUGGCUUGGCCAGAAUACAGCUAGGGUGCAAGUGAUAUACACUACCUGACCAAAAGUAUGUGGACACAUACUUGUCGACCACAUCUCAUUAGAAAAUCAUGGGCAUUAAUAUGGAGUUGGUGCCCCCUUUGCUGCUAUAACAACCUCCACUCUCCUGGCUCGCAGUCGGCGUUCCAAUUCAUCCCAAAGGUGUUCGAUGGGGUUGAGUUCAGGGCGUUUCAACUGCUCCAGUAUCCAAUGGCAGCGAGCUUUAAACCACUCCAGCCUGCGCUUGGCAUUGUGCAUGGUGAUCUUAGGUUUGUGUGUGGCUGCUCGGCUAUUGAAAUCCAUUUCCUGAAUCUCCUGAUGAACAAUUAUUGUGCUGACUUUGCUUCCAGAAGCAGUUUGGAACUCGGCAGUGACUGUUGCAACCGUGGACAGACAAUUUUUACGCUCUACGUGCUGCAGCACUCGGCAGUCCCAUUCUGUGAGCUUGUGUGGCCUACCACUUUGGGCUGAGCUGUUGUUGCUCUUAGACAUUUCCACUUCACAAUAACAGCACUUACAGUUGACUGGGGCAGCUCUAGCAGGGCAGACAUUUGACGAACUGACUUGCUGGAAAGGUGGCAUCCUAUGACGGUGCCACGUUGAAAGCUCUUCAGUAAGGCCAUUCUACUGCCAACGUUUGUCUAUGGAGAUUGCAUGGCUGUGUGCUCAAUUGUAUACACCUGUCAGCAACGGGUGUGGCUUAAAUAUCCAAAUCCACUAAUUUGAUGGGGUGUCCACAUACUUUUGUGUAUAUAGUGUUUAAAUCAAGUCAUCCAUCCCCAUUGGACGAUGCAUAUGCAUGUUGAUUUGGGUUAUGAAUCACAUGAAUAUAUCAACAUACUGUAUCUCAUUCAACCCUGAUGGAAAUGCGCAUCAGGUUUUUUGCAUAGCUGAAGUUUAGUAUAUUUUUAAACAUAUCCAAUGUUUAGUUUAUAUUUUUAAACAUAUCCAAGAUAAUAGUCUGACUGAUGUUCUGAAGGCACUGUGCAGUGUAAUUGAUUACGCUAAUAUGUAUUCUUAUACUGUACAGAGACUGAUGCACGCUGGUCAGAUCCACACAUUACACCAUUUAAUGAAUACGUUGAACUUUUCAUCUCAUCUGCAUUGUCCCAUCCAUGACAAGACUUUUUAGAUUUUUUUGACUUUUUAGAUGAUUUAAAACAAAUCCAUUUUCUUUUUCCUUUCCUCUCAAAUUUGAACAGUAAUAUUGCAUCAAAUUGAGGUAGAUUUUGUGUGCAUAAAUUACAUAAUGCUUCUGGAAUGCUGAAAUCUAAAUGACUCCCAUUCUAUUCUAAUCUGCAGCAAGGACAGAGCAGACAUUUUGGAGGGUGCAUUUCAAUGAUGUGUCUCCUACCAUAAGUGAUGCCACUGAAUGUGUUUACCGGCCUCCACUGAUUAGUGUCCAAAAGUAUUAGUGGAAGAGGCUUUCCAAGCGCUGAUAUCCAAUUCAUCUGCUGCUCAAUAACCCUCCCCACCACCACCAUUACUAUGUAAUGAGAGAGAAGAUUGGAUCCCCUCAGGCCCCAUUUAUUUUGGACUGUUAUUACUUUCCAUUGUGUUUCAUCAUAAGUUUUACUGUAUCAUCCACCUUGUCGGUGGCGCCAAGGUUGUGGGUUUGGAAGGGAUUUGUUGCUGGAAAUUAUGCCCAAUGAAACUUCUUUGGGAACUUUCAUGUGUUUGAAGGUGGUUUUAAUGGCCGAAUUCCUUUUAGAUUGCUGAGCAGGUUUUAAGACUAUUUGUCUAGCAAUAAAUUAGGACAUUUAACAAACAUGUAAUAAAUACCAUACAAUACAGUGUAGAUGAAAAGCCAAAAUUUUAAUAAAAUGUCAAUGUUUUUGAAUUGCUUAAGAUUUGUUUAUGGGAAGUGUUUGGAAGUUCUUAUAUCUACUGUACAUGACACACUUAAGAUGGUAAAUGGUGGGAAUAUUUCUUGCAAUCCAUAUACACUCAAUAAAAAUAUAAACGCAA